Phyllotreta striolata is the source of this 729-nucleotide messenger RNA. The record is from the annotation of a GenBank genome assembly. NCBI's taxonomy places the organism in Eukaryota, Metazoa, Arthropoda, Insecta, Coleoptera, Chrysomelidae.
AUGACUGUGAAAAACUUCGUUCCGGUAUUUUUAUACCUCGGAGUUGUAUUUUUUUAUUUUUACUCUGUGCGUAAAAUGGAGGAAAAUCAGCGGUCAUUAAGAAGUGACCCUGAUAGAGUAGCAAAAUUCUCCAAUACCUUUAGAAUUUUAGGAAAAUAUCAAGGAUACUUUUUUACAAAUUGGACUUUUGUGCUUCAAAUUUUGUUUGUUUGCCUAGCUUCAUUAGACGAAAUCAGUAAAUUAAUAGGCAUUCCAUCGGGCAUUAAAAAUCUGUUGGGUAAAACGAGAGCCUUCCUUUUCAACGCUCUUCUUUUCCCCUGCACCUUAACUGUAAUAUUAACAUUUUGGGGGAUUUGGUACGUCGAUAGGGAACUGAUAUUUCCCAAGGAGAUAGAUGAAUUUUUCCCAUCGUGGAUGAACCACGUGCUGCAUUCCUUCAUCGGAGUGCCCCUUUUGUUAGAGACUUUAUUACCGAAGAAGGACCACUUUAUCAAAUUCAAGCCAGCCGCUGCCGCGCUCUUAAUAUUUUGUUUGGUGUACCAAAGCUUGUACUUUUCGAUCUACUUUAAGGACGGCAUCUGGCUAUAUCCCGUUUACAAAGUGUUGGACUGGCCUCAACGAAUAAUUUUCAACUUGAUCCAAGUGGUCUUAAUUUUGGGAUUUCAAUAUACAGGUUUGCUCAUUCAGAACAGCAAGAGGAGCAUCAGAUCUAAGCAAAAGGCCAAGUGA